Molecule: messenger RNA, 1816 nt
Organism: Paramisgurnus dabryanus
Lineage: Eukaryota; Metazoa; Chordata; Actinopteri; Cypriniformes; Cobitidae
Source: RefSeq, a predicted model, not a curated record
CAUGAAGUCACAUGACCGGCACACACCGCUGUUGUCAUCAGCAGAUCUGAUCCUUUCGAUCCGAUUCCACACACAACACACCUGUGAUAUCUGAUAGUGUACACGGAUUUAAAGCGGGAGAAGAUCCGGCACCGAUAUGCAAAAGACAGCAGUCAUUUUAAUUUUUGCACUCUCAGCGGGCACAUUUGCUUUAGACAAUGGUCUGAUGAGGACUCCUCCUAUGGGUUGGUUAGCGUGGGAGCGUUUCCGCUGUAAUACCAACUGUAAGGAUGACCCCAAAAACUGCAUCAGUGAGAAGUUAUUCAUGGAUAUGGCUGACAGAUUAUCUGAAGACGGUUGGAGAGAGCUGGGUUAUGACUAUGUCAACAUUGAUGACUGCUGGUCCUUAAUGCAGAGAGAUGAACAGGGAAGACUUCAGGCUGACACUGAGAGGUUCCCAGGAGGCAUUGCUAAGCUGGCACGUUACGUUCAUGAUCGUGGGUUAAAACUGGGCAUCUAUGGAGACAUGGGUACACACACGUGCGGCGGGUACCCGGGUACGACUCUUGAUAAGAUCCAGAUUGAUGCCCAGACGUUUGCUGAGUGGGGUGUCGACAUGCUGAAACUGGAUGGGUGUUAUUCAAACUCCACCUAUCAGGAGCAGGGCUACCCAAUGAUGUCAAAAGCACUUAAUGCUACAGGCCGUCCUAUUGCCUACUCCUGCAGUUGGCCUGCAUACCAAGGAGGUCUUCCACCUAAAGUGAACUACACAUUUUUGGGUGAGAUCUGUAACCUAUGGCGUAACUAUGGUGAUAUCCAGGACUCAUGGGACAGCAUUCUUUCCAUUGUGGAUUGGUUCUUUAAUAACCAGGAUGAACUGCAGCCCGCUGCUGGACCGGGCAAGUGGAAUGACCCAGACAUGUUGAUCAUUGGAGAUUUUGGCCUCAGUAUGGACCAAUCCCGUGCUCAGAUGGCACUGUGGGGAAUCUUGGCCGCUCCUCUCUUCAUGUCCAAUGAUCUGCGUACGAUAAGCAGCGGCGCUCGUUCCAUCCUGCAGAAUAAAGUCGCUAUCAACAUCAAUCAAGACCCUUUAGGCAUCCAAGGCAAACGCCUGCUCAAGGAGAAGAGUAAGAUUGAGGUGUUUUGGAGACCUCUCUCUAAAGGUGCCAGCGCUCUGGUGUUCUUCAGCAGACGUUCAGAUAUGCCCUAUCGCUAUAUGACAUCACUGAAGGCUCUUAACUACACGGCUGGUGUUUAUGAGGUGUAUGAUGUGUUUUUGGAGCGCACUGUGUUUACACUGAAGGAGAGCACAGAGUUUGUCGUCUCCAUCAACCCGUCUGGUGUGGUCAUGUGGUAUGUCUCACCAGCAGGUGAUUGGCAGAAAGAGGCAGACUCUCUUCGGUUUAGUCAAAAGGUGAUUGGACCAAAGUUCCAGCAGCAUGCUAAUGAGGUUCACACUCCUCUCGUGCUCUGACCUGUCCUGAUUGGAUAAUUUUUUGAAUGUAACACCCAUCAGACAUGCAUUAUGAACUCAGGGACAUCAUUUAACCAAUGAAAGUGCCUACAGUCACCAAAUUAGAUGACGUGAAGUAAACACAUCACCGCCUGUUUUAUGAUUGACUUUUAUUCAUUAUUGUUUCUAGUCAUUGAUUUAUUUUUAUUUUUAUAUUGAUUCAUGUUUGACAACAACAGCUGAUGAAUAGAAAUUAAACUUUACUUUACUUUACUGUACUUUAUAAAAUCAUGCUGUUAAAAUCAACUCUCAGUGAUGUGUACUGCUGUGUUUUAGGUGUAAAUAAACCAAUGUGUGCUUUUGUUCACACUAAAUUUCACCUUU